AUGCGUGGUACUGUCGUCGUUAGCAUUAUGGAGCCACUUUAUUUGACUUCACUGGUAUUACGUAUCUGUGGUAAAGAGAUGAUUACAUGGAAUGAAGGUGGUGGACAAGCUGCUGCUGUGUAUUUGAGAGAGCAUUUACAUUUGAAUGAAGAGGUUAUGUUAAAUACCAAGGAACAAGUCUACCAACCUGGUGAAUAUGUGUACCCACUUUGCUUUCCAUUGCGGAACAAGUUGUGUAAUUCCUUCCACAUCUGGGGUCGUGAUGCUGGUGUCAUGUGUCGCAUUGACGCUUCAUUAAACUAUACGGCUACUGCUAUUCUGACAGUCAAAGACAAGUUUGCAGCUGAUAUUCAAGCAACAAAGUCUUUUGUAGUACAACAUCCACCUGUGGGUGCACCUAUUCAAUCAUUGAAGAAUUCAAGGACAGCAGAUAUUCGAAUGCUGCAUAUGAUGAAGAAAGGAACGUGUGCUGUCUCCGCACAGUUGCCUAGUAAUGUCUGCAUUGCUGGAGAGACUUUACUCGCACAGACUGAAGUUUACAAUGAUACGUCCAAGGAUAUGAACAAAUUAUCCAUGAUGCUAUACGAGGACAUGAUAGUACACAUGGGUACGUUCAGCCGAAACGUGGAAGGGUCCAUGUGUGUCAGUCGACAGGACUUUCCAGGUGUAAAAGCUGGUAUUACGCAAAAGCAAGUGUUAUGCUUGCAUUUGGUUACUAAGACGUCUCCUCCUCGGCUAGUGUCUGCGGUCAUCCAGUCGCACUUUUUGACAACCACGCACCGUCUCGUAAUCAAAGGUAAAUUUCGUUUCUGUCCAAGUGUUUCGGUGGACUUUCCAGUUGCCAUCCUGCGCAAACCGGCGAUGGAAGCGGCGCACGUUCCUACGGCUGUCGUGUUACCUGCGGUUGCUGCUACAAUUGCCGUGCAGUCGGACGAUGAGGUUGAAGUGAUGCCUGUUGCCGCUGCACCAAGAAGAAAAUCAACCAGUGACGGCAGGAGGUCAAGAAAUUUCACGAGUAUGGGUUGGUCGCCAACAAAUACGCGAGAUGAGGAGCAGGCGAGAUGA
Messenger RNA from Peronospora belbahrii, 1065 nucleotides. The record is from the annotation of a GenBank genome assembly. NCBI's taxonomy places the organism in Eukaryota, Oomycota, Peronosporomycetes, Peronosporales, Peronosporaceae.